This is a messenger RNA of Thamnophis sirtalis, 3685 nucleotides long. RefSeq names its product elongation factor Tu GTP binding domain containing 2 (gene EFTUD2). Lineage: Eukaryota; Metazoa; Chordata; Lepidosauria; Squamata; Natricidae. Gene Ontology annotation, cellular component: U2-type catalytic step 2 spliceosome; cytosol; U4/U6 x U5 tri-snRNP complex. Gene Ontology annotation, biological process: mRNA splicing, via spliceosome. The record is from RefSeq and is a predicted model, not a curated record. Gene Ontology annotation, molecular function: GTP binding; GTPase activity; U5 snRNA binding.
GGUCGCAUCGUGCGCCGGCAAGGGAAACGUCUCGAGUAACGCGCGCUUCCUGAGAAGGAGAACAAAAAAGACUCAGCAACAUGGAUACUGACUUAUAUGAUGAAUUUGGAAAUUAUAUUGGUCCGGAGCUUGAUGAUGAUGAUGAUGAUGAUGAAAUGGGUCGUGAGUCAAAAGAUCUUGAUGAGCCUGAUGAUGAUGAUGAUGACGAUGAUAUGGGAGACCAUGAUGAUGAUCACCCUGGGAUGGAUGUAGUGUUACAUGAGGAUAAGAAAUAUUAUCCAACAGCUGAGGAGGUGUAUGGUCCUGAAGUAGAAACUAUAGUGCAGGAAGAAGAUACACAGCCUCUUACAGAACCUAUUAUUAAACCAGUGAAGACCAAGAAAUUUUCCCUCAUGGAGCAAACAUUGCCGAUUACAGUAUAUAAAAUGGAAUUUCUUGCAGAUUUGAUGGACAACUCAGAACUGAUCCGGAAUGUUACACUUUGUGGACACCUACAUCAUGGGAAAACUUGUUUUGUGGAUUGCCUGAUUGAACAAACACAUCCUGAGAUCAGGAAGCGAUACGACCAGGAUCUUUGCUAUACAGACAUUCUAUUCACUGAGCAAGAAAGGGGUGUUGGGAUUAAAAGCACACCAGUGACCACUGUCCUUCCAGACACCAAGGGCAAAUCAUUUCUCUUCAAUAUCAUGGAUACACCUGGUCAUGUAAACUUCUCUGAUGAGGUCACAGCAGGUCUUCGCAUUUCUGAUGGUGUGGUACUUUUCAUUGAUGCAGCUGAGGGGGUCAUGCUGAACACUGAGCGGUUAAUCAAGCAUGCAGUACAGGAAAGAUUGGCAGUGACCGUGUGUAUUAACAAGAUUGAUCGACUGAUAUUAGAACUGAAGCUGCCACCUACUGAUGCCUAUUAUAAGCUGCGGCACAUAGUGGAUGAAGUCAAUGGCUUAAUCAGCAUGUAUUCCACAGAUGAGAACCUGAUCCUUUCACCUCUUUUGGGCAAUGUUUGUUUUGCCAGCUCUCAGUAUAGCAUUUGUUUCACACUGGGUUCCUUUGCCAAGAUAUAUGCUGACAUGUAUGGAGACAUCAAUUACCAGGAGUUUGCUAAGCGACUGUGGGGAGAUAUCUAUUUCAACCCCAAGACGAGAAAAUUCACUAAAAAAGCACCAACAAGUAGUUCCCAGCGAAGCUUUGUGGAAUUUGUUCUUGAGCCUCUUUACAAAAUACUGGCCCAGGUAGUUGGAGAUGUAGAUACCACCUUGCCUCGAACUUUGGAUGAACUUGGAAUUCAUCUGACCAAGGAAGAGUUGAAAUUAAACAUCCGCCCCCUCUUGAGGCUUGUGUGCAAGAAAUUCUUUGGAGAGUUCACAGGUUUUGUGGAUAUGUGUGUGCAACACAUCCCCUCCCCUAAAAUAGGGGCAAAGACCAAGAUUGAGCAUACUUACACAGGCGGCGUUGACUCUGACCUAGGAGAGGCCAUGAGUGAAUGUGAUCCUGAUGGUCCACUUAUGUGCCACACCACAAAAAUGUAUAGUACAGACGAUGGGGUCCAAUUCCAUGCAUUUGGUAGGGUGUUAAGUGGAACCAUCCAUGCAGAGCAACCUGUCAAGGUCCUUGGUGAAAACUACACUCUAGAAGAUGAAGAAGAUUCACAGAUUUGCACUGUGGGACGCCUUUGGAUCUCUGUAGCAAGGUACCAUAUAGAAGUUAAUAGAGUGCCAGCUGGUAACUGGGUGCUUAUUGAAGGAGUAGACCAGCCUAUUGUGAAGACAGCCACUGUCACUGAGCCCAGAGGCAAUGAAGAGGCUCAGAUAUUCCGUCCCUUGAAGUUCAACACCACAUCUGUGAUCAAAAUAGCUGUGGAGCCCGUAAAUCCAUCUGAGCUGCCCAAAAUGUUGGAUGGCCUGCGGAAAGUCAAUAAAAGCUAUCCCUCUCUCACCACCAAGGUGGAAGAAUCUGGGGAACAUGUGAUCUUGGGAACAGGAGAGCUCUAUCUUGACUGUGUAAUGCAUGAUCUUCGGAAAAUGUAUUCAGAGAUUGAUAUCAAGGUAGCUGAUCCUGUGGUCACAUUCUGUGAGACAGUUGUGGAAACAUCUUCCCUGAAGUGUUUUGCUGAGACACCCAAUAAGAAAAACAAGAUUACAAUGAUUGCUGAGCCUCUAGAAAAGGGUCUAGCUGAAGAUAUUGAGAAUGAAGUUGUGCAAAUAACAUGGAACAGGAAAAAGCUGGGAGAGUUUUUCCAGACAAAAUAUGACUGGGAUUUGUUGGCAGCUCGUUCUAUCUGGGCUUUUGGACCAGAUGCUACUGGACCAAACAUCUUGGUGGAUGAUACCUUACCCUCAGAGGUUGACAAAACACUCUUAGGUUCUGUGAAGGACAGUAUUGUGCAAGGCUUCCAGUGGGGGACUAGGGAAGGGCCCCUAUGUGAUGAAUUAAUUCGCAAUGUGAAAUUUAAGAUAUUGGAUGCUGUUAUUGCUCAGGAACCACUACAUCGUGGAGGUGGACAGAUCAUUCCAACAGCCCGUCGAGUGGUGUAUUCUGCCUUCCUCAUGGCCACACCACGGUUAAUGGAGCCAUAUUACUUCGUGGAGGUACAGGCUCCUGCUGACUGUGUCUCUGCAGUGUACACUGUCCUGGCCAGGCGUAGAGGCCACGUGACCCAAGAUGCACCAAUCCCAGGAUCCCCUUUGUAUACUAUCAAAGCCUUUAUCCCAGCUAUUGACUCAUUUGGAUUUGAGACAGACCUCAGGACACAUACCCAAGGACAAGCAUUCUCUCUCUCUGUCUUCCACCACUGGCAAAUUGUGCCAGGAGAUCCCCUGGACAAAAGCAUCGUGAUCAGACCUCUUGAGCCACAACCAGCCCCCCACCUGGCCAGAGAAUUUAUGAUCAAAACUAGACGCAGGAAGGGUCUAAGUGAGGAUGUGAGCAUCAGCAAGUUCUUCGAUGAUCCUAUGUUGCUGGAAUUGGCCAAACAGGAUGUGGUAUUGAACUAUCCCAUGUGAUUAUGCUGGAUUUGGCUCCGUUCCACCUGUUCCUCCUCUGCCACGUAGUAGCAUUUUCCCAGCAAGGCUGUUUCACUCUUGCUACUAUUAUCCCAUAGUCAAGACAGAUUUUUGGCAUAUCACUUUUAUAAGAGCAAAUCCCAGAUUUGUUGUGAACAAAUCUCUUAAGCGAUCAUCCUGCUUCAUUCUUCAAUGAGGCUUCAUACCUUCCCUUAGAGAACUGAGCUGUGCUCGUGUCCUCAAUUUACUAUGUUGGAAAAGCCUAAUUUCAAGCCCAUUCAAUUGUGUUCAUUUUUUAAUUAUUUUUUUAGAAAAAAGAUACGCAACCAAUGUUAAUUUAUCUUUGUCUAAAACAAUACAGAGCUGUUUGAAAGAUUAGGGAAAAAUUUAAUCUCUUCCAUUCCAACUGAAUUGUGAUUUAAUAAUCCCACUUGCUCUCAGUGGGCAGCAUGGUGAUUCUUUACUACCAAAUACUUUUUGGCUCAUGAAGGAUAAAGAACUCAGUAACAGUUCCAUAAGAGAAUAUUUACUGCCCUCUUGAAGUUAACAGGAGAUACAAAUGUAUAAAGUCCCAUUUUUCUUGUUUGUAUGAAGUCCCAUUCAUUAAAGUUUUACUUUGGACAUUUGAUUUAGGUUUUGAUGUAGGAAUAGUAUGAAGAGAAUAAAUAUUUUUAUGUCUUGAAAUA